Molecule: messenger RNA, 645 nt
Organism: Asparagus officinalis (garden asparagus)
Lineage: Eukaryota; Viridiplantae; Streptophyta; Magnoliopsida; Asparagales; Asparagaceae
Product: replication protein A 14 kDa subunit-like
Exons: 3
Coding region: 96-416 (106 amino acids)
Biological process (GO): DNA repair; DNA recombination; DNA replication
Cellular component (GO): nucleus
Molecular function (GO): DNA binding
Source: RefSeq, a predicted model, not a curated record
GGUAUUUAUAUACAUAUAUACACAGAGAAUAUAUAUCAGAGAAAACCCUAAAGCCUUUUCUCUGGAUUCAGAUCGCCGUCACCAAUCGCAUCAUAAUGGAUACAUCCAGCCCUGCUGCCUUUGUGAAUGCGGAGCUUCUGAAGAUGUACAUGGGACGGAGAGUUCGAGCUGUAGUUCAGGUUCUGCGAAAUGAAGGAGGGAUCAUUGUCGGGCAAUCAACUGAUGGAAGCCAGUUGACUGUAAAGGGCUCUCAAGGAUUUCCUCCAUCGCAUUAUGUGGAAGUCAUAGGUAUUGCUGAUGGGAAUCAAUCGAUUCGUGCUGAAAUAUGCACUGACUUUGGCGACAAAUUUGAUACAGUUGCAUAUAAUUCCUUGUGCCAGCUCGCAAAUGGUAAAUACAAGAACUUAUUCCUGUAAGCAGGACUAAUCUGAAAGAAGACUGAGAAUGAGUUCUUAGUAGUUUAACUUUGAAGAAAUGUAUAUGUAAAGAUACUUCUAGUCUUGAGUUGUUCUUGUAAAAGCUUGCCAUCUUCUGCACUUAGAAUUGCGAUUCAAAUAUUUCCUUUAAAUGGUCUGCUUUAAAAUCUUUGGAUAAACAUCUCCAUAUUGUCGAAGGUCAUCUAACUGCUCAGCUCUUUUUGUGUUA